This is a messenger RNA of Anneissia japonica, 5643 nucleotides long. RefSeq names its product serine/threonine-protein kinase 24-like. The record is from RefSeq and is a predicted model, not a curated record. Gene Ontology annotation, molecular function: protein kinase activity; ATP binding. Gene Ontology annotation, biological process: protein phosphorylation. NCBI's taxonomy places the organism in Eukaryota, Metazoa, Echinodermata, Crinoidea, Comatulida, Comatulidae. The coding region runs from base 449 to 1708 and encodes 419 amino acids. The transcript has 9 exons.
AGUUAAUUUAGAUUUCAUUCGCCAGACACAGGCAGUGAGUGUGUUCAGUGUACUUGGUGAUUGCUUAGCUAUUAAUAAUUCAACCUGAUGUCGUGAUAUGUGGUUUCCUACCAAGCUCAUCUUCUCGGAGGCUUGUAGACAUCAUUAAUUCCAUUCUAGAUGGUACCAUUGUCACCACAGGAGAAUUUUCUGCCUGUUGUACAUUUACUCAACAUCUAGAGUAAACCGUGGCAAUCAUUCUGUGUUUGUCAAGGGUGUUUUUAAAGAAGUCACAGUAUUUGAAAGCAUCCAGGCUAAAGUGAAAAAAUACCUGUGACUAUGUGUUGUUAUACUUAAAUGAAGAUUUGAAGGCAGUGACAUUGGCAAAGGAAACUAAAACAGGGCUGUUAAUAAACGUCCAGUUUUUAAAAUAUUUUUUCUUGCUUUGGAAUAAAGUUACUUAAUUUACAUGUUCAAGAUGGUAUUUGGAAGAACCAAGUCUCAGAGUCGACAGUUACAGAAAGCAGACCCUGAGCAGCUGUACACAAAGCUUGAGAAAAUUGGGAAAGGUUCGUUUGGCGAGGUGUUCAAAGGAAUUGACAACAAGACGAAAGAAGUGGUUGCCAUCAAAAUCAUUGAUCUGGAAGAGGCAGAAGAUGAGAUAGAAGACAUCCAACAGGAGAUAACAGUUCUCAGUCAAUGUGACUCACCAUUUGUCACCAAAUAUCAUGGAUCAUAUUUGAAAGGAACAAAAUUAUGGAUUAUAAUGGAAUAUCUGGGAGGUGGUUCAGCCUUAGAUCUGAUGAAAGCAGGAACCCUUGAUGAAGUGUACAUUUCAACGAUUCUGAGAGAAAUCCUAAAGGGACUAGAUUAUUUACAUUCUGAACGGAAGUUACACCGGGACAUAAAAGCUGCAAAUGUACUAUUAUCAGAGAAUGGAGAUGUGAAACUGGCUGAUUUUGGUGUUGCUGGACAACUGACGGACACACUCAACAAGCGGAACACGUUUGUAGGCACACCGUUCUGGAUGGCCCCGGAGGUCAUCAAACAGUCGGCAUAUGAUUCAAAGGCUGACAUUUGGUCACUAGGCAUUACUGCAAUAGAACUUGCCAAAGGCGAGCCACCGAAUUCAGACCUACAUCCCAUGAGGGUACUAUUCCUAAUUCCGAAAAAUAACCCUCCACAACUUGAUGGGUCCUACUCAAAAAAUUUUAAAGAGUUUGUAGACUCUUGUCUUAAUAAGGAUCCAAAAUUUCGCCCGGCAGCUAAGGAUCUUCUUAAGCACAGGUUUAUCAAAUCAGCAAAGAAGACCUCCUACCUUACAGAAUUAAUAGACAGAUUCAAGAAGUGGAAGGCUGAAGGCAAUGAAAGUGACUCUGAUUCAGGCUCUGAAAAUGAGGGGGAACCAUUAGGUGGCAAUAAUAAUACAUCCGCUGAUUGGAUAUUUGAUACGGUCCGUAAUGGACCAGGUGCAGUUGUCAAUCAAGUACCGGCCAAUGAUGAUGAGCGGAGGCCAAAACAACCCAAGUCAGAAAACUUACACACCUUGUUGAUGCCAUUAUUGGAAGAGUUGUCAGGAACACGAGAAGGAUCAGCAGCAAUUCAAGAGUUAGGUAAUGCAUUUGACCUAGCGGAGGAAUCCAGUCCUGGUAUAUGUGACAAACUUGUGGAGAGAGUCGUCCACAGAGUCCAACAAAGUGGUGCAAGCAAAUCAGCCAAGGUGAAAUAACCAAUAGUUUGUGACCACAAGACCAGCCCAGAAUAGACCUAGUGUGAACCAGCCUCCUGCAGUUAAGCCAAGGCUCAGAGUAUACUUAGUGUGAACGCCCUUCAUAAGAUAGCAGCAAUAAAUGGUUUAAACAUUAGAAGAAAUGUUGUCAUGGAAAAAGUGUUUUAACAUAAUAAAUGCAGACUCUUAACUGAUAUAUCCAAGAUAAACGGCUCAGUUUUAGUGAUUAUUUGAUUUACUAAAUGUGGAUUGGUUUUGAGCUGUGAUGCAGACUAACAAAUGGUAUUUCUUCAGUCGCUUUUGAAUGUAAAUACAAUGUUGUUUCAUUGGGAGCACUCUAAAGUUAUUUUCUAUACAUUGCUGAACCCCAACAUAUCCUCCUACGUGCAGUGAGCGAUAUGUUGGUUGCUGCCUCUACGGUACUGUGUACACAUGCCCGGUUGCUAUGGCAAUGAUACUUAGGUACUUAUAGCUAUCAUAAUCUGAAUCGGUAUCAUUCCAGAAAAAAAGAUGUAGGAUUUAUACUAUAGUAAUAAAAAGUAUAGUAGAGUUUAAAUUUAUUCCAAUUGUGUUAGUAGAAAUAUUGAUUGUAACUAUGAUGUUGAAAUAAUCCCUUUGAAAAAAAAACAACCAAAUUGUAUGAACAUCCAUGAAAAUAUUAAUAGAUGGUUCCUCUACAUUGGGAGGAGGAAAGAAGGGGAUUUACUGCAAUUGAUGAGGAUCUAAAUUGACCUUUAACCCACCUUAGAUGAUAGUAGAUGUACAGACCCACCCAACGUUUAAAGUUUGUUUUAAACACAUGGUAUCAUUGUAUUAUGCUUCAUUUUAAGUCUUUAUUUGUUAAGUAAUUCUUUUCAAUAGCAACCACUGAGAUAUAUCUUGAUCUGUUUUAAAUCUUGUUCAAAAUCUAUGGGUGUGUUUCUACUGGUAAAAAAUCGAUUCUCGGAACAAGUUCUUUCACACACUUAAAAAAGAAAGAAUUCUUUUGUGUGCAUUGAAUAAAUUCUUGUCCAGCAGGCUAAGUAUUUCUUAUGGAACAGUUUUUAGUCCUUAUUUUGGUGAUCAAUCCAUUUACCAAUGAUAGAAACCAUUUGAAUUAUCAGUAGAAACACAUUGUAAGUGAUAUGGGCUUUUACACAGAGUGGUUGCACCUUCUGUUCUUCGGUUAUAAUGAUAUUCAUUCAGCUCUUACUCAUUACCUCAAUGAGGUACUGUACACCCCCCUAUCCUCAAAAACAUAGAAAGGAAAAUCUUGUGUGAGUUUAUGAUAAAAGUUCCAGACACCAGCACAAAUGACUUGGUUUAAAAAUAUCUUUGGCACAAACAUUUGAAGUGAAUGAAUUAUAAUUAGGUUGUCAUUAUUUGUAUGUUCCUCCAACUGGGGAUGGUGAUAUUAAUUUGUAAUAUGGUCCCAACAGUAAGGUAUACCUAAGAUAAAUUGUUUGACAUUUCAUCCUUCAUAUGCCUCUUUCUAUCUAGGACUGUUUCAAUAUAUUGUAUAUACAUCUAUGAAUAUAAACAAACAAGCAAGUAUGUAAAUAUUAUUUGUAUUAAACUUUGGUGAUGUUAUAGAAGGGAGAUGAGUAAGACAUUUCUUAGAAAUUGGUGCUUAGAUGGAAGUGAAUUAAAGGUAAUGAUGUCAUGAUAUAAGCAGUGAUGAUGUCAUAACAUUGAUGACAUCAUAAGAUGUUAAGGAAAUUUAAUGCUGUGAUGACAUACGCUAUGAUGUCAUGAUAAGCAGCGAUGAUAUAGAUGUUAGGAUACAUGAAGGUUGUUAUCUCAUAAUUUUAUGCUGCGAUGUCAUUGUGAGCAGUGAAGAUGUCAUUAUAAGCAGAACUCAACUAUCAUCAAAUAAGGAAAUGGAAACAUUUUCUACCUCUAUUUAUGAUGAGCAUGUGAAUGUUAAUUCAGCUUUUUAUUUUGUUGAUUCAAAAUCCAGUGUAUUUUUGUUAAGGAAUGAUUGUCUCCCGUUCUAAAGAUGUAAUAAAUUAAAAUAAUGAUUUUUGUUUCUACAUUUUAAUUAUUAGUAGCAUUGCCCGGAGUGUUGUAGCAUUGGUAAUGGUGUUUUUUAGUCAGGAUAUCAUGUACAAAUAUUUAGAAAAAAGAGUUUGGUUAUUGAAAAUUAAUUUAUAGAGUCAAACAUAAUGGUUUCAUUGAAUGCAAAUAUUGAUUUAGUUUACGAAUAAUUAUAAUUCCAGAGAUGAAAAUAUUUAAUUAGCAAAUAACUAGACCUAAUUUGUGUAACUUAUUCAGUUUUUAUUCUUACAGGCCUUCUAAAUGGUAUAACUUAGAUAUUUAGAAAGUAUUCUUGUUUAACUGGAAGUCGAUACAUCUUGAUUCUGAAACAAGAUGAAUUUGAAUAAAAUUCGCCAUUUUACGAUUCGGUCAGUAGCUGUGCCCUAAAUCUUAAAGUGCACGUAUCACUUUGGGAUCGAAACUCGAACCAUACAAAGUUAACAUUGUGUGUGUUUAUAAUUUUCUCCACCUUUCGAUCCCAUAAUGCACACAGGUGCAUGUCUCUAUUAACCUUUGUUGGUAUGUAAUUUGUAUUUUUUAGAUUGAAUUUCCAUAUAAUAUGGGAAGUUAUUUUACUAAAAUGAACCACUGAACUAUAGAUAGAAUACAAUCUAUGUACGGCUUUAAUUAAUAUAUUUUAUGAUAAAUAUGGUUAUAUUGAUCAUAAAUUAAAAAGAAAUAUGUAUCAUAACUAUGAUCACCAUGGUUAUAACCAUAUGAUAAUAAUGGUUAAUAUAACUAGGGUUAUUACCAGUUUGACCAUGGUUAUAACCAUAUGAUUGUAAUGGUUAAUAUCAUAACUAGGGUUAUUACCAGCUUAACCAUGGUUAUAACCAUAUGAUUGUAAUGGUUAAUAUCUUAACUAGUUUUAUUACCAGUUUAACUAUGGGUAUAACCAUAUGAUUGUAAUGGUUGAUAUCAUAACUAAGUUUAUUACCAGUUUAACCAUGGUUAUAAUCAUAGAUUAAGGCUGUAACCAUUGUAAACAGUGGCUAUUACAUUGAUCAGUUCCAUGCAUAUAAAAAACAUGAUGAUUUAAAAAUCGGAAGCAGGAAUAUUAUUGUUGAUAGAAGAGAAAAAAUAUUAUACAUAAUUUAUAAACAUUUCAAACGUUGGAAACUGCAUUGAAAUUCCCGGUGGAAAUCCAGUGGAUUUAGGAAAUUCUUAUUCUUGAUUUGUAAAAAUUGGUUAUUGUAUGGAGACAUGUAGAGUAUGCGUCUUUGUGCCAUUAUAAUUAUUAGAUAACGCUCUAAUAUGCACGCUCCAACAGACUUCAAGCAAUUGCUGUAAAUAAUCUUACAUUACCAUAGAAAUAAGUACGAGUAUUGGUCGCCAAAGAAGCGUGGAUAUGUUAAUUAGAUGCAAAUACAGGUGUGUCAAUGUCAAAUGUAUGGUAUACCGUACAUCAUAAGUUGUAGGCAUUUGCUUGAAUUGCUUAAAUUGUUAAAUUAUGAAAUAAUUAUUGUCUAUGGUUGUACCAACUGGACUUUUAUACUGUAACUUCCCAAAACUCUGGAGAAAAUUGUGUAUAAGAAACUGAAGAUAUCAGUCUGAGACGUGUGACAGUCACACCGUAUGUUAUGAGUAAGUUGAACUUGCCUAAGUCGAAUCCAACAUUGCAUUGAAAAAUUGUUUGACUUUAGAUAAAAUUAGAAAACACAACAAUUUGGCAUAUAAAAUAAGAUUGACUUUAUCUUUACUGAUUGACUUUAUAAGAUAUUAUUCGACUUAGGCAAGUUUAACUGUAAUGAUAAUUUACAGUUCACAUUUUACAAUAAUUUGAUGAUUAUUCCGCCGAAGGAGGACACAUGCAUGAAACAUGUUUGAUUUUUUAUGAGUCUAGCCAUGGUAGUUGACAUUCCAUCCUAUCGCCUUGUAGACAACGAUAACAUGUAAAUAAAAUGAAGAUGAACCAUUGA